UUUGACAUGAUUGUACGCCACGACAAAGACGAAUUAUUAGUUGCAUUUCACACCACGCUACUUACAUCUGUAUUACUUUUUUUGUCGAUACCAUUGUCGAUAAAAAGAUAUAACGGGGAUUCUCUCCUUCAAUCCUCGUACUCUCAUUAGAAGUUAAAAGAUUUUUCGAGUGCAAUACAUUUUGGCAGAGAGAUAAAUAUGCAGAGUAUGAAGAGCUCCCAGAAAAGUGGAAUUUCGCGGCCAUGGAGAGGCCGGGAGGUUCACUUAUUUGUUGUGUGUUCCAUUAUAUGUGUGGGCAUUGCUUUUCUUCCUCCCACAAAUGCCCUAGAAGCUAAAGAAGAAACUGGGUUUGAGGGGACUCGAUCUUCAGACCUCAUCCAAAGGCUCUGCAACAAAACCUUGUACUUUGACGUAUGCAAUUCGUCUUUGUCGUCAUAUCCUAGAUCUGACCACGCAUGCAAGUGGGAAUUUGGGAGAAUUGCAGUAGAACUGAGCCUUAGUGAGGCUCAGAGCGUAUACGAUUACAUUCUCGAUCUCAACGGAACCGGCGCCGCCAGUUGCGCCGCCAUUGAAGAUUGCGUGGAAGUGUUAGAUGAUAUGGUGGCGGAGCUCAAUGAUUGCCUGUCAUUAAUGGCAAAUCGGAAUUGGACGGAGAGUGCAGAGGAUGUGAAGACAUGGCUCAGCGCAGCUUUAACUUAUCCCGAAACUUGCGUUGAAGGCUUCGUGGAUGAGGGUGUGGAGAUGCCGCAGAACAUGAAGGAGAAGCUCGAGUAUCUUGAGAAGCUCACUAGCAAUGCGCUUGCAAUUGCCACUUACCUCUCAGAUAUGGAAACACAAAAAUUGGUGCCAGAUUUCUGAAAAUGUAAAUUUCAUUAAAUAGUUGAUUAACGACCUAAUUGAGAAGGAAACUGACUUUCGUUGGGCACGCGGUUUCUUCUCGGCCUAUUAGAAGUAGAAUGUUUUUUUUGGUUAAUUUAGCAGAUAGUUCUUAGUAGAAAAGCAAUAUAUAAGCAGAUCUGCUAUUGCAGAAAAAAGCCUGAUACAAUAAUGGUGUGUCUAUCCAGCAUGCUGGAUGACCUCUUUUGUCAAAGAAAUUAUUUAGGGGUGACUAAUUUAAAAGAAAGUAUCUAUGUAAGAAAAAAAGGUACACAUCAUUGGAAAAAGACUGGUUGAUUUAGGGCAACAUAUCUUGCGAUGAAAGACAAAUGUACUCACUUGGAAAAAAAAAAAAGUGGCUAAUUUAGUAGAAAAUAUCAUUGGCCGUAAGAAUAUUUUUUUAUUAAAAAACAGUUACCUUGUUAAAAA
This is a messenger RNA of Cryptomeria japonica (Japanese cedar), 1305 nucleotides long. RefSeq names its product 21 kDa protein. Lineage: Eukaryota; Viridiplantae; Streptophyta; Pinopsida; Cupressales; Cupressaceae. The transcript has a single exon. Gene Ontology annotation, molecular function: enzyme inhibitor activity. Bases 199 to 858 code for a protein of 219 amino acids. The record is from RefSeq and is a predicted model, not a curated record.